Messenger RNA from Zychaea mexicana, 1518 nucleotides. RefSeq lists its product as uncharacterized. The transcript is spliced from 4 exons. The record is from RefSeq and is a predicted model, not a curated record. NCBI's taxonomy places the organism in Eukaryota, Fungi, Mucoromycota, Mucoromycetes, Mucorales, Lichtheimiaceae. The annotation marks the transcript as partial.
CAAAUUGACCGUCGACCCGAGCAAGUGCCAUAUCAUACACCAAUGGACCCCAUUCGUUUUCUAUUGAGAAGUGCCAUGGUGUACCGCAACAAAACUGCCGUCAUUCACGGCGAUCAAGCCUACGACUAUGAAACCUUGGCGGACCGUGUUUUGCAACUUGCGAAUGUCUUGAUCCAAGAUUUUCAUGUUCGACCAGGCGAUCGUGUGGCGGUCUUGUGUCAAAACACACCUGCUUAUCUCGAAGCAACGUUUGCAGUUCCUGCUGCAGGAUGUAUACUAGUGCCACUCAACACACGGUUGGCUCCACCAGAGAAUGAGUACUUGAUCAAACACUGUGGAGCAACAGUGUUAAUCAUACAGGAACAGCAUCUGUCUCGUAUUACUCCUGGUGUUAAAGAAACGAUAAAGAUGAUCCGUGUGGCGGAUCAGCAGAAUCCGGGCCAACCUUCUUGCCAAUACGAGCUAUUAUUGCAGGAGAAGAAGAAGAAAGAAGAAGCUAGUGGUACUAUGCUGAUGAAAUGGAACGAAUUACCUUUAACGACAGACGAGAAUGCCCUUAUCACAAUCAACUAUACAUCAGGCUCAGCUGGCAAACCAAAGGGCGUCAUGCAGUCGUAUAGGAGCUGUUACUUGAUGGCAAUGAACAUGUGUGUGCAUGCACGUCUAACGCUGGACACGAAAUAUCUAUGGACCGCUCCAAUGUUUCAUUGCAAUGGCUGGAACUUUACAUGGGCUGUUGUGGCAGUAGGAGGUACCCAUGUUAUGCUCGAUAAAAUUGAUUAUCCUCGCAUAUGGAAAUUGCUACAAGAGCAUCGCGUAACACAUUAUGGCGCUGCACCCACCGUGCAGAACGAGUUAGCCCAUCAUAAAGAUGCUGUUUGUCUUGACCAUCCCGUUUCCUGCAUAAUUGGGGGUUCGCCACUUUCAAGCAAGACAUCUGGACCAAGUGUGCAUACGUAUGACAGAGCGGCUCUGUCUCAGUAUCCAGAGGAGCAACAUGCAGAGCUAAUAUCUCGUCAAGGCUUCAGUAUUAUUUCGCAAGAUGAAACGCGGGUACUCGAUCCAAAAACUGGCAAAGAUGUAGUAGCAAAUGGAAAACAAGUCGGGGAGAUAUGUUCGUCUGGUAACACGACAAUGUUGGGUUACUAUAAUGACGUAAAGGCGACGAAAAAGGCGUUUCAAGGAGGUGUUUUCUGGUCAGGCGAUUUGGGUGUGCGACAUCCUGAUGGGGCGGUUGAAGUGAUCGAUCGAGCCAAGGACGUUGUUGUGUCCGGAGGAGAGAAUAUCAGCUCUAUUGAGGUAGAAAAUACAAUCAUGAUGCUGGAAGUAGUAUCUGAUUGUGCCAUUGUUGGUGGUCCAGAUGAAAUUUGGGGUGAACGCCCUUUCGCUUAUAUUGUCGUCUGGGAAGGCAAAGCAAUCACGGCCGAAGCAGUUAUUUUCCACUGUCGUAGAAACUUGGCAGGAUACAAAUGCCCGUCGAAAAUUAUCUUUGUAGACAAGCUUCCAAAAACCGAGUAA